AAGUUCUAUAAUUGUAGGGAAAAUUAAUACAUAUCAUGUAUAUUGUUAUUUGAAAAUUGUUUUCGGAAAAGUACGAAAGUACAAACAAAUAAUAACAUAAACGUAAAUAUUAAUAUAUCGAUAAUUGAAUGGUAAUUUAAAGUAAUAUAAACCCUAGAAACAUUAUUAUUUCCAAAGUUUGUUUAGAAUUUUUUAAAAGGUUACUUGUUAUAUAUAUAAUAUCGAAUAAUUUUUUUCGUGCUGAAAUUUCUUUAAAACCUUUAUUUGUGUCUUUGAAACGAAAAUUAUGGAAUUGUUGGAAAAAGAAUGGUUUAUUGAAGCUCCCUGGGGAAGAAUAAGCAUUAUUGCAUGGGGAAAUUGCUAUGAUCCACCUGUACUGCUCUGCCAUGGAACAAUUGACUCUGCUGCUUGUUUCAGGCCACUCAUCAGACUGUUACCACAGAAGUUUUACUAUAUAGGUAUAGAGUUGCCAGGCAAUGGAAAAUCAGACCCAUUCCCACGGGGCAUGGUACUAACACUAUAUGACUUUGUGUAUGCUGUUCAUGUUGUAGUGAACCACUUCAGAUGGGAAAAAUUUAUUGGUAUAGCUCACUCGUUUGGUUCCUCUGUUGUGAAAAUAUACAACUUAUGUUAUCCAGGCAAAUUAACAAAAAUUAUAGAAUUUGAUCCGGCAUUACAUAGGAUGGUGACCCUGGGAGAUUUUCACGACUGGUACCAAGUGACUUUUGGUGAUUUUUUCAAAAACUUUGACGAGUAUAACAUCGAUAAUGAAAAAACUAAGAAGGUGUCUAAGGCUGAGGCUAUUCAGAGUUCCAUGAAACGCCGCCAUUUGUCAGAGGAAUGUGCGAAAGAGACUUUAGAGAGAAUUUCUAUACCCGCUGGUGAUGGCUUCGUGAGAUACACCUACGACCGCCGUUUAAAAGCUAUACAAACGCCACCAUACACGCCCGAACACUACAAGGAUGUUUUGACAAGUGUCAAAACUCCAACGUUGUCUAUUAUAGCUCAGGACACAAUCGACUUUGGAAUCUAUGAACAGACGCCAUUUUUGUUGGACGAAACGGCGUAUCCGAACGGCAAUUGUCGGAUUAAAAUUGUCAAGGGUUCGCAUGAUGUGCAUUAUAAUAAUCCGAAGUGUGUUGCAGAUUAUGUUAAUGAGUUUUUAAUUGGUGGCUUUAAAGCUAAAUUAUAGUUACCACGAGUAAAUGGUUUUUGAAGUUAUACUUCUUUUGGCGCGUAAGGGUGCGUACAGACUAUGUAACAUAUUAUAGAACUUGUGUUUUAUAACACGUCCACAUUAUGUAACCUU
Messenger RNA from Pieris napi, 1309 nucleotides. RefSeq names its product serine hydrolase-like protein. The transcript is spliced from 7 exons. Lineage: Eukaryota; Metazoa; Arthropoda; Insecta; Lepidoptera; Pieridae. The coding region runs from base 287 to 1192 and encodes 301 amino acids. The record is from RefSeq and is a predicted model, not a curated record.